AUGAUUCUGCUCGAGUCGAACAACUACAUCAUCCAAACCACCCUCGCGGAGAAGUUCAUCAAGCCUUCUUCUCUGGAUGUUCAGUUUGUGGACUUCGAUGGUGUCCGGUUCCAUCUCUCCACCCCCGAGCGCAAGACUGGUCUUGUCCUCUCCAUGAACAUCCGCUGCUGGGAUGAGCUGGUGAAGUAUGGCGUCCGCGACGUGUUAAGCCGCGAGUACGGCCGCAUGGUGAAGCCAGCGCCGGAGCCUGAGUACAAUGUCAGCCUGGAGAUUGAUCUCGAACAAAUCCCUCCAGAAGGUGAACAACGAGACACGUUGAUAAAGUCACUUUCUUCCUUGAGGCGCAACGCUCUUGCUGCACCGUUCGAAGUCGCUUUCAAGGCACAGAAGCAGUUAGAGGCCUCUGGAAGUGGUCAGGGAGAGCUCAUGACCAUGCACUAUCGUGACGAAGAAUGCAUCUACGUACAGGCCUCGCCAGAUCGUGUCACGGUGAUCUUCUCGACCAUAUUUAGAGAAGAGACGGAUCGAAUUAUUGGUAAAGUAUUUUUGCAGGAAUUCGUUGAUGCGAGACGGCUACCAACGAUUCAAAGCGCACCGCAAGUUCUGUACACAACGGGCGAUCCGCCGUUGGAAAUUCGACAUCUCCCCGGUCUUACCGUCAGUGAAGACAUCGGUUACGUCACCUUUGUCCUGUUCCCUCGACAUUUCGCCAAUCCAUCCGUGGCCGAGUCAACAAUCAGCCACAUCCAGUUGUUCCGCGACUAUCUGCACUACCACAUCAAAUGUUCCAAGGCGUACUUGCACUCGCGCAUGCGGCACCGUGUGAGCGAAUUCCAAAAGGUCCUCAACAGGGCGAAGACGGAAGUAGCGGUCGUAGACAGGAAGACUGCAAGUGGACGCUCCAUGAUCUCACGAUGA
Messenger RNA from Sparassis crispa, 918 nucleotides. RefSeq names its product Actin-related protein 2/3 complex subunit 2. Gene Ontology annotation, cellular component: Arp2/3 protein complex; actin cytoskeleton. The transcript has 6 exons. NCBI's taxonomy places the organism in Eukaryota, Fungi, Basidiomycota, Agaricomycetes, Polyporales, Sparassidaceae. Gene Ontology annotation, molecular function: actin filament binding; structural constituent of cytoskeleton. Gene Ontology annotation, biological process: Arp2/3 complex-mediated actin nucleation; actin filament polymerization. The record is from RefSeq and is a predicted model, not a curated record. Bases 1 to 918 code for a protein of 305 amino acids.